AUGGCAUCCGAUUGCAACAAGGGCUUUGCCGAUAGUUACAUGUUGUUGAACGCUGAAGAUGCGAGUUUCUUUGAUCUCCUUCGCAUCUUGUUUUACCCAAACUUACCUAAAAGAAAGUUUGUGGAAACCCAUGCAGAGGACUCUUUCGAUGAAAGUUUUGGCCACCGAUGGCUUAUAUUUAUUUCCAUCUUGGCCCAGAAGCUUUUGCUGCUUGUGGCCAAGCCACUAGCAUUCUUUGGGAAUUGCGUUGAGCUUUUGAUGAACUUUGUUGCCUUCAACGGCUGUGGUUUGAGACUUGUCCUUAACUUUCUCAAAGGUGGGUGGGUCCUGCCCAAUCCCAAAUCAGCAAAAUAUUUGUCUUGUAUUGGAAAUUUGGACGUGCGAGUAAAGUUGGACUCUGACGCCGUCAAGCGGGAAGAUUACAAGUACUAUCCUGCACUCUCUAUGCUGGCUUCUAAAGCAUCCUACGAGAAUGUGGCUUUCCUUAAAACUACCGUGGAAGAUCACUGGAAGAUGGAAUUUGUGGGGUUUUACAACUGCCAGAAUGAAUAUCAAGGAAAUAAAGGAAAGGCCACAACUCAAGUCUUGAUUGUCUUGGAUAAGCAUGAGGAUCGUCAUACAUAUGUUGUAGCCUUCCGAGGAACGGAACCAUUUGAUGCUGAUGCAUGGUGCAGCGAUCUUGACAUCUCUUGGUAUGGUAUUCCUGGGGUUGGAAGAAUGCAUGGUGGCUUUAUGAAAGCCUUAGGUCUACAGAAGAAUGUUGGGUGGCCUAAGGAAAUUGAUCAUCGUGAUGAGAAUCUUCCACCCUCAGCUUACUAUGUUAUUAGGGACAUUAUAAGGAAAGGGUUGAGUGAAAAUGAAAAUGCAAAGUUUAUAGUGACAGGUCAUAGUUUGGGUGGAGCACUCGCAAUUCUCUUUGGGACAAUCUUGUGUUUGCAUGAUGAGACGUUGUUAUUGGAGAGGCUUGAAGGGAUCUACACUUUUGGACAACCAAGAGUUGGAGAUGAAGCAUAUACUGAUUACAUGAGACAAAAAUUGAAGGAGCAUUCUGUCAGAUAUUGUAGGUUUGUUUACUGCAACGAUAUAGUUCCAAGGUUGCCUUACGAUGACAAGGGAAUGAUGUUCAAGCACUUUGGGACAUGUCUUUUCUUUAACCGCCGCUAUGAACUCGAGGUCCUUGAUGAAGAACCGAAUAAAAACUACUUUUCACUAUGGUGCGUGAUACCAAUGAUAUUCAACGCAAUUUUAGAAAUAAUAAGGAGCUUCAGAAUUGUCUAUCAAAGUGGACCUUACUACAGAGAAGGAUGGCUUCUCUUUUCUUUCAGGACUAUUGGCUUAAUAAUUCCUGGGUUACCUGCACAUGGUCCCCAAGACUAUAUUAAUUCCACUCUUCUAGGAUCGAUUGAAAAACACUUCAAAGUAGAGUGA
This is a messenger RNA of Abrus precatorius (Indian licorice), 1428 nucleotides long. RefSeq lists its product as uncharacterized. Gene Ontology annotation, molecular function: triacylglycerol lipase activity. The record is from RefSeq and is a predicted model, not a curated record. The coding region runs from base 1 to 1428 and encodes 475 amino acids. The transcript has 5 exons. Lineage: Eukaryota; Viridiplantae; Streptophyta; Magnoliopsida; Fabales; Fabaceae. Gene Ontology annotation, biological process: lipid metabolic process.